This is a messenger RNA of Penicillium longicatenatum, 810 nucleotides long. It is a transcript of the gene psf2, whose product is annotated as DNA replication protein PSF2. Gene Ontology annotation, biological process: double-strand break repair via break-induced replication; DNA replication. The transcript is spliced from 3 exons. Gene Ontology annotation, cellular component: nucleus; GINS complex. Lineage: Eukaryota; Fungi; Ascomycota; Eurotiomycetes; Eurotiales; Aspergillaceae. The record is from RefSeq and is a predicted model, not a curated record. Bases 1 to 810 code for a protein of 269 amino acids.
AUGGCCUUCCCUUUCCCACAGGGCAUUGCGCCCUCGGAGAUCGCCUUUCUAGCAGAGAUGGAGAUGGUGACCAUCGUACCCCGACAGCGUCUGGAGGGCCUGGAAUUACUAGGAGGGCCUGUCGAACCUCUCGCUCCACCACGUCGUGCCUCCCUUCCCCUCUGGCUCGCGCUGCUUCUAAAACGUCAACGUCGCGCCAACAUUAUACCCCCCACAUGGCUACACCCAGAACCUCUCAGUCUGAUUCUCGAAGUUGAAUCUCAACAUCAGGACUAUAAACAUGCUUUCUCGCCCCCGCCUCCGCUACCAGGCCAGCCUGGUAUGCACGAGCAAGGACUAGAGCCCACUGCUCGACCACAAUACACACCGGACGGGGAAAAAUAUUUUGCUGCGCCGCCGUUUUUGCCACAUAAUACUGCGCAGGCGAGAACUUCUUCGGGGGAGGUCCCUGCGCUGCCGUUUCAUUGGAUCGAGGUUGGUAAUAUGCUACUUGAUGCCGCGAGUGAUGACCUGAUGGAUCCGGAUCAAAUCCGACGGUUAUUGAAGGACUUGCGCGAGGUGCGCAUGGCGAAAAUGAGGUCUGGUGUGGAUGUUCUGGAUGCUGCUGCAACUGGUGGCGGCGGAGUUGCGCUGACAGGUGUUGGUGCGAUGGAGUUGGGCGAGGAACGUGGGUUCCUGACAGGCGUUGUGGAUAACCUCCGCAAAAUCGGCGCAUCAAAAGAGCAAGCUCGGCGGGAACAAAUGGCCGAGCGCGCAAAUGGCGGUUACGACGGGACCCAAGAUGAAGAAGAGGAUUACAUGGAGUUUUAA